AUGAGAGAAAUUGUCCUAGAUACAGGAUCUGGAUCAGUUGUCAGAACAGGACAGUUCAAAAAGAGAUGCAGGAACAAACGACCGUCGACAGUUGUCAUCCAUCAUCAUCAUCAUCAUAAACAUCGUGAUAAUGAUGAUACUAACGACCCGCCUGUGGAAGUUGAACAAGAAGUGAUUCCUCUGCCACCAGACGGCCAGAUAGAUCCUGACAAAAAGUGA
Molecule: messenger RNA, 219 nt
Organism: Cooperia oncophora
Lineage: Eukaryota; Metazoa; Nematoda; Chromadorea; Rhabditida; Trichostrongylidae
Source: the annotation of a GenBank genome assembly